Molecule: messenger RNA, 780 nt
Organism: Eriocheir sinensis (Chinese mitten crab)
Lineage: Eukaryota; Metazoa; Arthropoda; Malacostraca; Decapoda; Varunidae
Exons: 5
Coding region: 107-655 (182 amino acids)
Source: RefSeq, a predicted model, not a curated record
UAUACCAAGGCCGUUCAGUGUCCUCGAGCCGGCCUUAAACUCGCUGCCCAGCCGGGUUACGCGUCAAGUCAGUCCUUAAGAGUCUGAAUAUUGGAGCAGCAGCAACAUGGCAACCGAGACACUGCCCUGCAGCAAGAUACCGACGGUAGAGCUGGGUGAGCUGGGCGCGCAGCACACGAGGGAGCCCAGCCAGCAGGAGUGGGAGCGGGUGUCGAGCCAGCUGGAGCAGGCCCUGAGCGAGAACGGAUAUGCUUACCUCACCCAACACGGCAUGCCCGACGAUGUGGUCAAUAGCGCGCUGUCCGCAGGCGCCGACUUCUUCCAGCUGGGGGAGGAGGAAAAAAGGAGCUGGUCUACGGGCGAAGGCUUUACUGGAUACCUUAAGAAUGACGAGGAAAACUACACUAGCGGAAGUCAUGACCAGAAGGAGACCUUCCUCUUUAGGCCGGGGGAUUACAGUUCGCUGAAGAAGGAGCCACCUCCGUUCAAGACAGCGCUGACGCCCUUCUAUAACCUUAUCCAGACCCUGAAUACGAGACUCAUGACGAGCCUCUCUCUAACUUUGGGUAAGGGACAAGAGUUGGGGAAGCGUGUUCUCGUAUGUUCCACCCGCAGACUUAAGCUGACACUUUUAACUUAUCGCCGAUUGACCUAAUAUAAGACUGUCCACAGGCUGUCCUGAAGACAACACAGACUCUAGAUUAUCUCUCUAAAAAGUGUCAUAUAUGAGAUCCGGGGCAUAGCAUGAGCCAAGCAAAAUGGCGCCACCAUAAACACUUC